UGGCUUCCUGAAGCCUUCUCAGCCCUCAAACAGACAGACAGACAGCUGGCAGGAGGCAGCCUGGGGGGACACAGCCACUCCAAUGGUUACCGUGGCUGAGUGAGCCUGCUCUGGGCCCUUGCCUUGGCCCCCUGAGCCCCAGCCCAGCAUGGUCCAGGCCUGGGAGGAGUGUUCCCGAGCUCAGCAGACAGCUCUGCCACAAGGGGCAAGCAUGGCCCAGCCUCCUGCCCCAGGCUCUACCGCCAAGAAGCACAUCAGACUGCAGGAGAGGUCAUUAUUCCAUAAGAUUCCUGACCUCCAUAAUUUUUUUUUUCUCUCAGAUCCCCAGAGCCGUGUCUGUCUUGGGCGGGCACAGAGCCAGGAGGAUGGGGAUUACAUUAACGCCAACUACAUCCGAGGCUAUGAUGGCCGGGAGAAAGUUUACAUUGCAACCCAGGGCCCCAUGCGUAAUACUGUGUCUGACUUCUGGGAAAUGGUGUGGCAAGAGGAGGUGCCCCUCAUCAUCAUGCUCACCCAGCUCCAAGAGGGCAAAGAGAAAUGUGUUCACUAUUGGCCGACAGAGGAGGAAAGCUAUGGGCCAUUCCAGAUACGGGUCCAGGAUGUGAAAGAACGCCCAGAAUAUAUUGUCCGGCACCUUACUAUUCAGUACCAGGAGGAGCGUCGUUCAGUAAAACACAUCUUCUUCUCUGCGUGGCCUGAUCAUCAGACCCCAGAGUCAGCCGGGCCCCUCUUACGCCUGAUGGAUGAGAUCGAGGAGAGCCCAGACACAGCAGCCAAAUCUGGGCCCAUCGUGGUCCACUGCAGUGCUGGGAUCGGCCGGACUGGCUGCUUCAUUGCCACACGGAUUGGCUGUCAACAGCUCAAGGCUCGGGGAGAAGUAGACAUCCUGGGCAUUGUUUGCCAGCUUCGGUUGGACAGGGGGGGCAUGAUCCAGACCAGUGAGCAAUACCAGUUCCUGCACCACACCCUGGCCCUGUAUGCUGCCCAGCUGCCUGAGGAACCAAACCCAUGACCUUCUGGGACUUGGCUGAAGAGAUGGCAUAGGUCAUACAGCAUCCAGCCUGGACCCAGCCAGAGAGGGGGAACCACUCUCCUUAUAGGUCUAGAACUUUGCCCUCUCCCUCUGUCACACUCGUCCCUCAGGUCUCUGAUCCCAGAGCUGGGCAUUGUUCCCUCUGUGCCCCGAGUUUUCACUCUCUUUUCAUGUCCCUGGGAAGGACCUGGUAUCCCAGAUCACUAACUCACCGACUGGCAGAUGGAGGAAUGGGGGAAUUGUAUUAGAAGGAAGGCCAGUCCUCGGACCAGAGUGCAGAGCUGAUCCUCCUUCUGCAACAAGGAAUAGCUGAGUUGGAAAAGAUAAAACCAGAGAUACCAGGACUUUUUAUCUUACCUUCUUCUCUAGUCCUCAGUUUCUCAAAGUGGACAGAAAGGACAUUAUGUCUAUGUUUGUAUGCCUAAUUCUCGAGCCCAUAGCCUGCUUCGAGCUUAAUGAUUUGAGUUGCCAAUUGCAGCAAGCCUGAAGGGAAAACCCCAAGUGGUCCCACAUUCUCUGGCAUACCAUGAAUGUACCCAAAUUUCCUCGUCUACAUCAUGGGGGCAAAGCUUCCAGGGACCUCUGAUCAUGGAGCCUGUGUUUGGAGAUCCUAAGAACAAAAGGAGCUUGGGGAAAGUCCUGGCAACUAUUUUUGCCUCAUUCCCCUUCCUGGGCACUGGAAAAUAUUUCUGGACUAUCCCUCCACCCACUCCUUUUGGGAAACUUUGUAACACAAAGAAGUCCUAUACCAAACCACCCAUGCAGCACUUAGCACAUAGAAUGCCAAACAGCCCUGAGAUGCUCGUGAUGUUCUUUUUAGGCUAGACCCUCCUAUAGCUUUCCAAAGUCCUAGAGAUGCUUCCUUCUUCUCCCCAUCAACCAGUCUGUGGACACUGGAGAUUCCCUGUAAAGGGAAUCUUUAGUCUUUACUAAAGAACCCAAUUCUCUUCUGCCUUCCCACCUUGGAUUCUGGGACCACAAAUGGAGAAAUGGCCCGGGCCACAUGGCAUCCAGCCUAAAACCAUCUUGGGGGUGAAGGGGAAGUAGGGGGAAGAAGGGAGGGAGGAAGGCAAAGAUAAAUGAAAUGUCUGCAGAGGUAUCCUCCCCCUCUCUGACACCCUUCAUACCUGCCAUUCACCGGUUAAAUUUCUCUAGGAUAAUCCCACCGAUAAGCUGUAAGCCCCAAAAUAUCCAGUCCAAUAAAGCAAUAAAGUAAUAA
Messenger RNA from Sarcophilus harrisii (Tasmanian devil), 2252 nucleotides. It is a transcript of the gene PTPN7, whose product is annotated as protein tyrosine phosphatase non-receptor type 7. Gene Ontology annotation, biological process: protein dephosphorylation. Gene Ontology annotation, molecular function: protein tyrosine phosphatase activity. The record is from RefSeq and is a predicted model, not a curated record. NCBI's taxonomy places the organism in Eukaryota, Metazoa, Chordata, Mammalia, Dasyuromorphia, Dasyuridae. Bases 149 to 1012 code for a protein of 287 amino acids. The transcript is spliced from 8 exons.